This is a messenger RNA of Schistocerca nitens (vagrant locust), 2180 nucleotides long. RefSeq names its product phospholipase B1, membrane-associated-like. The record is from RefSeq and is a predicted model, not a curated record. Gene Ontology annotation, biological process: phospholipid metabolic process. The coding region runs from base 1 to 1404 and encodes 467 amino acids. The transcript has 7 exons. Gene Ontology annotation, molecular function: glycerophospholipase activity. NCBI's taxonomy places the organism in Eukaryota, Metazoa, Arthropoda, Insecta, Orthoptera, Acrididae.
AUGGCAGUACGAACAGACUGGAGGUGCCUCGCAGCCUCUGUGUUAAUCCUGGCGUCAGCAGCUUCGCCAGUGGCCGCCAGCUCAGAAGCCGCGACGGCUGCCCACAGCCCGGCCAGCGCGCCAGCAGGAGAGGCGACGCCCCGGCCCAGCGGCCAGCCGACGCCGCUGGAGUCCGCCGCACAGUGGGCGACGGCGCGCCUCUCGUGGCUGGCCGACGCCGCGCAGGACGCGGCCGACGCCGUGCUGGAACUGCCGCGGCAGCUGCUGCUGCUGCCCAUCCGGCUCGGCUACUACCCCGGCCUCAAGAGGGAGCAGGACGAGAUUCCGGAGCUGGUGCGCUUCCCCUGCUGGCGGGAGGUGGCGGCGGCGAGGAACUCCUCCGGCGGAGACGUGCCGGGCAGCGUGCACAGUCUGCGGCCGCAGGACAUCGCCGUCAUCGCCGCGCUGGGCGACAGCAUCACCGCUGCCAACGGCGCCAUGGCCUACACCGAGGACGAGACGCGCCUCAACUACAGGGGCGUCUCCGCCAUGGGAGGAGGUCGCGGCACUUGGAGGCGCUACCUGACGCUGGCCAACAUCCUUCGCGAGUUCAACCCGCGCCUGAGGGGCUUCGCGCUGCGGCCGGCCGAGACGGGCACCCCGCUGGCGGGGCUCAACCUGGCCGAGAACGGCGCGCUCGACGACUCGCUGGUCCACCAGGCGCGCCGGCUCGUGCUCAUGCUGCGCAGGGACCCCUUCGUCGAUGUGGCCAGGCACUGGAAGCUUGUGAACAUCCUGAUCGGUGGCAACGACCUGUGCAACGAGUACUGCCACGUGGACGACGGCAAGGACUCGGCCGACGGGCACCGGCAGCAGCUGGAGGCGGCCCUGCUCCACCUCAAGCGCCACCUGCCGCGCACCCUCGUCAACAUCAUACACAUCCCCAACCUGCUGCAGCUGCGCGACAUGCAGAACGUGCCGGUGGUGUGCCACGUGAAGCAGCUGGUGCUGUGCUCCUGCCUGUUCGGUGGCGCCGAGCGCGUCAAGGCGACGUCGGUGGGGGCGCUGCUGCAGGGCUACUGGGACGCCGAGCGACAACUGGCGCUGGAUGAUCGCUUCGAGAGCGAAGAGUUCGCGGUGGUGCUGCAGCCGUUCUUCCUGGGCGUGGAGAGUCCCGCCGAUGUGAACACGUGGUUCGGCGCGGCGCCAGACCUCAGCUACUUCGCGCCUGACUGCUUCCACUUUAGCCAGAAAGCUCACGCCCUCAUCGCCAACGCGCUCUGGAACAACAUGCUGGAGCCCGUCGGCAACAAGACGGAGGGCUGGCGGCCUCUGAUGCAGCGCUUCCUGUGCCCCUCUGCGGAGGCGCCCUACUUCUUCACCCGCAACAACUCCGACAAGUUCUUUGAUACCGGGCGGCAGUAGCACCUUGCAAAGGCCAUAUAUCACUUAAGGAGGGAAAAUCUCAAGCACUGAGAGGUUUAACUGAGAUGUAUAGGGCUGCUUCUCUUACUACUGCCAGCUGCAGACAUCUUGUGGGAUUCACUUUCACAUGUUGAUGCUAACCACAACAUUCUUCUAGUCGACAAAAGACGUGGCUGACACAGUAGCGGGAAACCAGCAUAAUUUAUUCUGCAAUCAAAGCUGCAGGUAAAGAAUAGAAAACCAAAAGAUGAUCAUUGCAGUCAUAUUAUCCACUAUGUAUGUAACGACACAAAGGCUAACAGUUUCUGAUCUAUAUUGGGCAGUCCGUGCAAGCGUCAGCUCAUUUCAGAAAUGAUCGUUAUUUUACUCUGUCAUUCCGUAAUAUUUUCACAAUCUUCGGUCUUAAAACUUGUUGUAAAGUACUCCAUUUGAACCACAAUUAACGAUCUGUUCUUUUCUAUUCCUCUUUAUCGAAACCUGAUUCUAUCAGAUUCAUUGUUGCCGGAACGUCAAGCUUGGAAGUUAAUGUUAUCUGUUACACAGAUUGACUCAUUUCUCAUGCCAAAGUAGUAUGAUUCAAAACAGACGCGUUUUUGUUAAAAAGGUACGAAUGAAUUUUUAUUAAAAUUGUUGUUUUGGUGGUAAUAAUUAUACCUCACGAAUAUACAUAUGAGUGCGGAAUGUAAUUUUUGAAUUUGAAAUAUUGAUUUUUGCGUGGAGGUGUGUGUAAUGGUUUUUAGUAUAGUUAUUUAUAGUUGAGUUUAUAAAUAAUCUUG